AUGCGCUUCGCACUUAUCCUCAGUGCCCUUCUCUCCGCCGCCCUGGCUGCUCCGGUGGCGCUGCCCAUUAGCCUGGAAACAGGUCUUGAAGCACGCCAGAACAAUGCCGGCUCCACCUCGACAUCAACUACCAACAACAAUGGCCCGCUAAAUCUCGGUCUCGUUGGAGGUUCCGCCGCCGCGGCUGAAGACGGAUCAAGCACCAGUUCCACCAGCACAUCAGAGUGCGGCCUUCUCGACUGCUCCGCCGGCUCCAGCUCUGCAAGUCCAAACGGCACGUCUGCGUCCACCAGCGCUGGCAAGGGAUCAAGCGCCUCGUCCUCGUAG
Messenger RNA from Baudoinia panamericana UAMH 10762, 327 nucleotides. RefSeq lists its product as uncharacterized. Bases 1 to 327 code for a protein of 108 amino acids. Lineage: Eukaryota; Fungi; Ascomycota; Dothideomycetes; Mycosphaerellales; Teratosphaeriaceae. The transcript is spliced from 3 exons. The record is from RefSeq and is a predicted model, not a curated record.